Puccinia graminis f. sp. tritici CRL 75-36-700-3 is the source of this 1288-nucleotide messenger RNA. RefSeq lists its product as uncharacterized. The transcript is spliced from 4 exons. Bases 1 to 1053 code for a protein of 350 amino acids. Lineage: Eukaryota; Fungi; Basidiomycota; Pucciniomycetes; Pucciniales; Pucciniaceae. Gene Ontology annotation, molecular function: transcription coregulator activity. Gene Ontology annotation, cellular component: core mediator complex; mediator complex. The record is from RefSeq and is a predicted model, not a curated record. Gene Ontology annotation, biological process: regulation of transcription by RNA polymerase II.
AUGCGCCCGCCGCAGCUGGAGACUUGCGAUAAGUUCGAUAUUUAUGUAGUCAGAAUCCUUGAGUUUGUGAUCAUUGCUUCACCCGGCCCUCCUCUUCUACCCCUGACACUCCAAAUCGCCAACUCCAGGAAACACCCUUCUCGCUUCCGAUCGACUUUGCAGGCGGUCAACAGGCAGGAAGAGAUGAACCAAGAAACGAACCACCACCACCACCACCUGCUCGGUAUCCCGCCACCCAACGACCAUCAGCCAUUGACGAAUCAGUUCGAAGUAUUCUUGAACCAAUUCAAUCGGAUCACCCAGACCGUCUUCACGCAGAUUGCCUCCUCCUCUUCCUCCUCACUAUCCUCUUCUUCAUCAACAAUCAACUCAAAUCAGACGAAUCCAGAGAUAACAGUCCUCCAGGAGAUCAUCCAGUUGGAAAUCUAUCUGUACAAAUUACUAGAAAUCAACUCUCAACAUGAUCGCAAUUCCAAAAAAAUCCAAAACCUUUAUCUCACCUUAAACAGCUUGAAUUCAAAUCAGUUCAAAAAGAAAUUAGAUCAAAUCUUUUCUAUCAAAAAUAAACUCGAUCUCAUCUGUUCGGAUGGUCAAAAUGAGAAGAAUCGGUUUGCAGAAUUAAAUCAGCUGGCUUUGACACCCGGUCACAUCAUGUCAUACGCGCGAUUGAUCGCCCCAUAUACCUCAGCCCCGCCGGCGCCAUCGACAGCCGAUCAAGACCAGCCGAUCAAUCCUUCCUCCGGUUUAGAUUUGCAGGAUCCAAGCUUACGAUUCCUGAUGCCCUUCCCCACGGAAGACGUCAUCAGACGCGGCAGGAUGGGCCAAGAGAUGUCCGCCCCCGUCAAUGGCGCAAAUGAUCCCCUGAACGGCGGAACUGAGAUCGGCGCGCUCCUUGGGGAGAUCAGGACGGCAGAUGGAGCCCGACCGACUCAGAAUCAAAUCAAUCCGCAUCUGGCUGCUUAUCCAACCAUGCCUUCGAGACGGCCACCUCCACCCCCACUGCCCGAUGCCGAGGACGAUCUGUUCGAUCUGGACCUCAACCCAGACCUAUAAUCGAAUUCGCAUCAAUCCUGAAGGUUGGAGAGAAUGGAUGCCCAUUUAAUCAGAUCAGACUCUAUUAUAUUUCUUACUCGGGGCUACACAGCUCUUACCGCUCUCAAGUCCUUGAUAAUUGUAAUUUUGAUCAAUGAAACCCCCUUCAACCCAAUUUAAUGAACACGUCUAUUUAUUGGACAUUAAGUAUUCAAGUCAAAAGGAUUAUAUGAAUCUCACAUUAUCUCAAUAAUCG